Messenger RNA from Aedes albopictus (Asian tiger mosquito), 1547 nucleotides. RefSeq lists its product as uncharacterized. Bases 84 to 1376 code for a protein of 430 amino acids. The record is from RefSeq and is a predicted model, not a curated record. The transcript is spliced from 3 exons. Lineage: Eukaryota; Metazoa; Arthropoda; Insecta; Diptera; Culicidae.
CUGCACGAUCGCUGGACAGUGUAAGUGUUGUUUUGCGUUCAGUUUCAAUAGACAAUGGUGGUGAUAACAGCAAGCGAUAGAAAAUGAUGCCUGAAACUUCCUUCCCAAAACUGAACGACGAAACAUUCCCGGCGAGUUUGCUGCUAGAUUUCGAUGAGCUAGAUGACGAUAUUCCCAUUAGCCCACCGCGAAUUCUUGAGCCGGCCAAUACAAACUCCGCUCCGGGUUCUCGGUCCCCUGUUACCACGUCCCAAACCUCAAACUCAUCUAGUGGAAACUACAGCCUGUCGACCGAAAACGAAAAUGGUAGUAAUUCGAGCAACUCCAGCAACUUGUUCGUUGAGUAUCGUCCUUUAUCAAGCAAACGAUCAUCAACGGCUCACAACUCAAUUAUGAGAAAUGGCGCCAAAACAUCUGGAAUGAAUCUGCCUUCUUCCAACUCUCAAAAAAGAGCAAAAUCGGAAGAAAAUCUCCUGAGUAGUGAAAUAACUUUUACGAAAACUGGUGUCGUUAGCAAGUCACAGAAGUAUGGACACGUGAAAAGUAAGGUAAAACAAUAUAUUGAUGAAACACUCAACCAACAUACGCGUCAUCCACUGGUUCGUCACAAAUCCAUGCCAGAACCCGUUAUUGAAAACAAGUUGGAGCAGAAAGAGGAAAUUCCAUUAGAACAUGAUGCCAACACCUUGCGGGCGAUGCUAAAGGAAACAUCUGACGAAGUUACUAACUUGCAACGACACUUGGAGUUUAGCGAGAUGCUACGGAAAGAUGACAUCGCGAAAAUUGAGCUCCUGAAGCGAAAGAUUGAGGCCAUGCGUUUAGAGCACUCGAUGCGCGAAAAGGAACGCCAACGUGAACGGGAGUCCGAAAAAGAGCUAGACCGGAAACUUGUUUUGGCAAAUUAUUUUCGGUACAGCAGUCAAAAUUCGCUGAACAGAGUGUUUGCAUCCGUUGGCACACAAACCAGCCCCGAAGCGUACGCUGCACUGAGCAAUUCCUUCAUCUUCAGUGACGAGAGCAUGGAUCGUGGAUUAGUUUCGAAUUUCACCUCCACUUCCGGUACAUCGUCACCGCUUAGGACGAAACGAGCCUUAACGUUCGUCGCCGAUUCACAGCCAGAACCAGGCGAAAUUGCAAAUGUUGAAAAUUUGAGCCCAGGUACGGUAACACACCCGAGCAGUUCGCCGGACUAUCCUCGGCUUUGUCCUACCGCCGUGGUGUACAAUCAACCGCCGCAGGACAACUCGGGAGAAAUCACGGAGCUUUUGAUACAGAAUAAACUUGAUUCGUGCCGGGAGUGCGGCAGAAAGAAUAAGAAAUCCAAAAGUAAGAAAACUCGGCUGGCCAGUUUUUUCUGUAUUAAAAAAGUUGACUAAUUUUGAAGUAGCAUUUGAAACAAAAUAUUAUAAAUAGAUGUUGAGAUGUGUAGGAUUUUUUAAACUUGGUUUAUAGUCCAAUUGAAUUUGAGUGUGUCUUUUGUGUGUUGUGAGUUUUGGUUUUAAGACUUGAAAAACAGUGUAAGAAUAAAAUUCCGUCAUGUCUUAUAA